Messenger RNA from Thamnophis sirtalis, 428 nucleotides. The record is from RefSeq and is a predicted model, not a curated record. Lineage: Eukaryota; Metazoa; Chordata; Lepidosauria; Squamata; Natricidae.
ACAUUAUUAUCGCAUUCCUGUUGUGGUUGGCCGGCUCUUGCAAGGGAGUUUGUUUGUUCGUCCCUGGGAAUUGUGGCAGAUGGAACUCUUUUAGGACGUAACCUAAGAGUAGAUAAGUAGGGGAUCGGGUCCCAUAAAUACAGCUCACUCCGGGAUCCUGUUUCUGGAUUUUUCCCACCAUGAAGCUCAUCCUGUGCUUUGGAGUUUUGCUCGGGGUCGCCUGGAGCCUGGAAACGUUUGAAGGUCACCAGGUCCUUCGCAUGAAGCCGCGCAACGAGGAACAGAUCGAGCUGCUCAAAGAAUUGGGAGGCCUGAAGCAUCUCCAGGCCCUGCUGGACGAAGAAUCUCGCGAGAUGCACCUCAACCGCCAACGGGAAUCCGGGAGCAGCAGGGAUUUUAACUACGGCGCUUACCAUAACUUGGACACC